AUGUAUUAUGAAGCAUUUAUAAAUAAAUCUUUUUCAGAACGAAAUGAAUAUGAUCAAUUAUGGUCGAUUAUGGAAUAUUGUGGUGCAGAAUCAAUAAGUGAUUUACUUAAAUCAACAAAAGGAAAUUCAUUAACAGAAGAAUGGAUAUCCUAUAUUAGUAAAGAAAUUUCAAAUGGUUUAAAUUAUCUUCAUUCAAAUAAAAUUAUUCAUAGAGAUAUUAAAGAACAGAAUGUUUUGUUAAAUGCAAAUGCUGGAGUUAAAUUAGUUGAUUUUGGUGUAUCAGCUCAAUUAGAUCAAACAAUUGGACGAAGAAAUACUUUUAUUGGAACGCCUUAUUGGAUGAUACCUGACGUUAUUGCUUGUGAUGAAAAUCGUCAAGCAACAUAUGAUAAUAGAGUAUUUUUUUGUUUAUUAUUAUUUUAUAUAAAUAAAUUGUUUGUAAAUAGAACAAUAUAUGAUCAUUAG
This is a messenger RNA of Rotaria sordida, 465 nucleotides long. The record is from the annotation of a GenBank genome assembly. NCBI's taxonomy places the organism in Eukaryota, Metazoa, Rotifera, Eurotatoria, Philodinida, Philodinidae.